AUGGUGUCCAAGAAGGCUCGUGCCGCCGCGGCUUGCGCUGGCUUGGGAGGGUUGGCUUUUGUGGCAACGCCAGGAUCAGUUGCUCGCCAUGUGCCAGCUGUUGAGAUGGCAGCCGGCAAGGCUGCCGCUGCAGAGACCAGCAACAGUGCUUUCACUGUUGGUGCUGCUGCCAUGACAGCUGCUGGCGCAGUGGCUGCUUCGACCCGAAGAAAGGGGCGAACAUCCAAAGUCACUGCCCGUGCUGAAGUGGCCCCUGGUGAGAAGGUGGUUGGCAUUGACCUUGGCACCACCAACUCUGCUGUGGCUGCCAUGGAGGCUGGUUCUCCAACCGUGAUCCCGAACGCAGAGGGAGCACGAACCACACCCAGCGUUGUGGCCUACUCCAAGAGUGGCGAGCUUUUGGUGGGCCAGAUUGCGAAGCGUCAGGCGGUGGUGAAUCCAGAGAACACCUUCUACUCAGUGAAGCGCUUUGUUGGCCGCCAACCCAAUGAAGUGGAGGAAGAGCUGAAGGAGGUGUCAUACAAGGUGGAUUUCGAGGGCCAAAAAGUGAAGAUUGACUGCCCCGUGAUGAGCAAGAAGUUUGCACCGGAGGAGGUCUCUGCACAGGUGCUGCGAAAGCUGAGCGCAGACGCCGGCAAGUACCUCAGCGCCACGGUCCAGAAGGCUGUAGUGACUGUCCCAGCCUACUUCAAUGACUCCCAGCGUCAGGCCACGAAGGAUGCCGGAAAGAUUGCUGGGUUGGAUGUGCUGCGUAUCGUGAACGAGCCAACCGCUGCAUCUUUGGCAUAUGGUCUGGAGAAGAAGAACAACGAGACCAUUUUGGUGUUUGACUUGGGAGGUGGCACCUUUGACGUCUCCGUUUUGGAGGUUGGUGACGGUGUGUGCGAAGUGUUGGCCACGCACGGUGACACUCACCUGGGUGGUGAUGACUUCGACAAGGUCAUUGUCGACUGGCUGGCUGAGGACUUUCAGAAGACUGAGGGCAUCGACCUCCUGAAGGACCGGCAAGCACUGCAGCGUUUGACGGAGGCAGCUGAGAAGGCUAAGAUGGAGCUUUCAGGCGUGCAAGAGGCCAAGAUCUCUUUGCCUUUCAUCACGGCUGAUGCCUCUGGUCCCAAGCACAUCGAAGAGAGCUUAUCCCGCGCAAAGUUUGAGCAGCUUGCAAGCAAGCUCAUCACUCGAUGCAGGACGCCAGUGGAGAGCGCUAUGAAGGAUGCAAAACUUAGUCCGAGCGACAUCGAUGAAAUCGUCUUGGUCGGUGGCUCCACACGCAUCCCAGCAAUCCAGGAUUUGGCUUCAGAGUUGGUUGGCGGGAAGAAACCCAAUCAGAGCGUGAACCCUGAUGAGGUUGUGGCAGUCGGUGCUGCCGUCCAGGCUGGUGUGCUGGCAGGAGAUGUGAAGGACAUUGUGCUGCUGGACGUGACGCCUCUUUCUUUGGGUGUCGAGACUCUUGGUGGUGUGGCCACCGUGUUGAUCCCCAGGAACACCACCAUCCCAACCAAGAAGACGGAGGUCUUCUCCACUGCCACCGACUCUCAGCCAUCCGUCGAGAUUGUGGUGCUGCAGGGCGAGCGACAGUUCGCCAAGGACAACAAGAUCCUUGGCACUUUCCGUCUGGAUGGCGUGCCUCCUGCUCCUCGUGGUGUUCCCCAGAUCGAAGUGACCUUCGAUAUCGAUGCCAACGGUAUCUUGAACGUUGCCGCAAAGGACCGUGGUACCGGCAAGGAGCAAACCAUCACCAUCGCUGGUUCCUCCACCCUGGACAAGACAGAUGUCGAGAAGAUGGUUCAAGAUGCCGAGGCCAACGCUGCAGAGGAUGAGAAGCGCAAGGAGGCAGUUGAGACUAAGAACAAUGCAGAGAGCCUGGUGUACCAGACUGAGAAGCAGCUGCAAGAACUGGGUGAAAAAGUGCCUGCUGACCUCAAGGCCACCAUUGACCCCAAGUUGCAGGCCUUGAAGGACAAGGUUGGGGAGGCCGAGCCAGACACUGAACUGCUGAAGACCAUGACGAAGGACCUGCAAGAGGAGCUGAUGAAGGUUGGCCAGGCCGCCUAUGCCAACACUGGAAGCCCUCCUCCAGGUGAUGCAGCUGAGGCAGGAUCUCCACCCCCUGGCGAUGCCAAGGCAGAGGCCAAGGCCAAGGACGACGUCAUCGACGUGGAUGGACAGUGA
Messenger RNA from Cladocopium goreaui, 2172 nucleotides. The record is from the annotation of a GenBank genome assembly. NCBI's taxonomy places the organism in Eukaryota, Dinophyceae, Suessiales, Symbiodiniaceae.